Messenger RNA from Cornus florida, 747 nucleotides. RefSeq lists its product as uncharacterized. Lineage: Eukaryota; Viridiplantae; Streptophyta; Magnoliopsida; Cornales; Cornaceae. Gene Ontology annotation, molecular function: nucleoside triphosphate diphosphatase activity. Gene Ontology annotation, biological process: nucleoside triphosphate catabolic process. The record is from RefSeq and is a predicted model, not a curated record. The transcript has 2 exons. Bases 241 to 624 code for a protein of 127 amino acids.
AUGGCCAUUUUGCAUGGUGGGAGGAGAGGGGAUGAGGAAUCUCAUGUGUAAAACAUUUCAGCCAAACAUUGGCAAGGCAUUUUUCCAACUUUUUUCUAUUCCUUCUCUUCUUUUUUUUUUUUUUUUCAAUUUUAUUUCCAAUUAAAUCAUACAUAAUAUUCUCUGAGAAAAUGUUUCAAUUUCGCGCCUUUAAAUCUAGCAGAGCUCUCUCUGGUGUCCCUGUGCAGUCCCAAAAUUAAGAUGUGUGAACCAUAUAUGGAAGGUGAAGGAGUGGAGGUGGUAGAAUACAGAGCAAUGGACAUUAGUCUCAAGGACCUCUCCAAGAAACUCCAAGAAUUUGCCAGUGCUAGAGACUGGGAAAAGUAUCAUACUCCGAGAAAUCUACUCCUUGCUAUGGUUGGUGAAGUAGGAGAGUUAUCAGAGAUAUUUCAGUGGAAAGGAGAGGUGGUAAAAGGGUUACCAAAUUGGGAGGAAUCAGAGAAGGAGCAUUUGGGAGAAGAGUUGUCAGAUGUACUGCUAUAUCUCAUCAGGUUGGCUGAUAUUUGUGGCAUUGAUCUUGGUCUUGCUGCCACCAAUAAAAUUGUCAAGAAUGCUAUCAAGUACCCGCCCAAGAACAUCUUCUAAAACUGUAUUUUUUUUUUUUUUUGGGCAAGUAAAAAAAAAAAAAAAAAAAAAAAUUGUGUUUUUUUGUUUGUGUUUUUGGGAGCAAAAAGAACAAUCAAUUUUAAUGAUGAUCAAUUUUGUUGA